Dibothriocephalus latus is the source of this 213-nucleotide messenger RNA. The record is from the annotation of a GenBank genome assembly. Lineage: Eukaryota; Metazoa; Platyhelminthes; Cestoda; Diphyllobothriidea; Diphyllobothriidae.
AUGGGAGUCAUCUUGCACGAGAAUUUCGACCUCAUCCGACUUGAAUACGUGGCCGCGUCUUGUCGAAUGAGUCGCGAUUUGGGCGUUGGUGUCAUUCCUCCACACUACGGCGGCUGCAUGUUCAGCCAUCCGCGCCCAGAGCAGUCUGCCAGCUUCCCCGAUGUAGUCGACUUGCGCGCAACUGCAUCAAAUCUGAUAAACAAUUGUCCUUAG